UUUAUUCAUUAUCAGUCUGUCUUUUUUUGUCUAUUCGUUUCUUUCGGAAGGCUAGUACUCAGACUAGUUUUCAUCAAAAUAAAAACGGUAUCAUAAGUACAAUAUGGUUUUAUCUAGCUGAACAUAUUACGACUGCGACCUACACAUCCCUUUGUACAUAUAUACGUGUUCAAAGUACUAUAAUAUUUGUGAAUAGGAUAUCAUUUUGUUGCGACACCAGUAAAAUUUGUAGAACAUAUUUGAUAAAAUAAUGAACGGCUUAGCAAACAGUAAUGACGACACUAUUGAGUGCCCAUUGUGUAUGGAACCGCUAGAGGUUGAUGAUUUGACUUUUUUCCCAUGCACGUGUGGAUACCAAAUUUGUAGAUUCUGUUGGCACAGAAUUCGUACAGACGAAAACAAACUGUGUCCAGCAUGUCGAAAAGAAUACCCAGAAAAUCCUGCUGAUUUUAAACCGCUUACUCAAGAGGAAAUGAUUGCAUUCAAAUCUCAAAAGCGUCAAAGAGAUCAACAACGAAAACAAAAAAUAACUGAAAACCGGAAACACCUAGCUAAUGUUCGUGUGGUUCAAAAAAAUUUGGUAUUUGUUGUUGGGUUGCCGCCUCGACUAGCUGACGCUGACAUUUUGAAAAAGCACGAAUAUUUUGGAAAAUAUGGAAAAAUUCAUAAAGUUGUUAUAAACCCAAGUACAACUUACGCUGGAGUACAGGGUCCGUCAGCGUCGGCUUAUGUCACAUAUGUACACAAUGCAGAUGCAUUGCGAGCUAUACAAAGUGUAAACAAUAUAAUGAUAGAUGGGCGUCUAAUAAAAACCAGUCUCGGAACAACAAAAUAUUGCAGCCAUUUUAUGAAGAACCAACAAUGUCCCAAAUGCGAUUGUAUGUAUUUACAUGAGUUGGGUGACUCAGAAGCUAGUUUUACUAAGGAGGAAAUGCAUCAAGGAAAACAUCAAGAGUAUGAAAAACGACUGCAUGAUGCCUUAAUUGCCACUUCUGGGGUGACCGGUAAUGGUGCAAGUGUAGUUGGUAGCGGUGCCUCAAAAGUAAACGCUUCGGGUACGAUGUCAUCAUUAUCAUCUUCGACAUCGUCUGUUGCAAAUAGUUCAACUUUAGGAAAUGCACAGCAGAAAGAAGCUUGGCCAAGUUUAUCAGUUUCUCCAAUUAAUAACAAAGAAACCUUAGGAACAGCCUCUAAUAUGAACGGAAAAAGUAGAAAGGAAAAGUCACGGAACGACAAAGGUCGUCAUGAUAAAAAUAAAACUAAAAACAAAAAUCAUGUGUUCCCUAAUGCUAAUACAUCUAACAAAGAGAACUUUAUACCUGAUACCAGGGGUGAUUCCAGCUCUAUAACUAUAACAGCUCCAGCUGAGGAAUUAGUCAGUACUUCUACAAAAAUAGAAUUAGAUUCUGUUAGGAAUCGACCAAAAUCUGAACGUAACAAAGAAAAAGUAUCAUUAAAUCGUGCCUCACUUUCAAGAGACCAAAAAGAAAUGAAAGAAGAAAUCCAAAAGACUUCGGCUGAAGUAAAUCAACAGUUGGAUCAUUCUGACGAAGGGCCGAAUUCCAGCAAAGAAGUAACCAAUCGCAAUGAAAGCAAUAUAUUCUCACUCUCAAGUCGGCCAGCAUCUAAUGUACAUCGGUCGCUUAGUUCUAGCAGUGAAAAUAGUGAUGAUCACUUGUCUGAAAGCAGUACAAGUGAACAAAGUUCGCCUGGCAAUGUAAAGAAUGUACGAUGUAAUAGUAACGCAACCCAUACUGAUAUGAUCAAUAGCAAUAUAGAAUUGGCAAACUCUGAUAUUUUGUCAACAACAAACACAGCAAACGUACAUAAAGCGUGCGAACCAAAUACUAAAAAAAGAGAUGAAAUAACUCAAUCAGAAAUCCAAGAUGAUAUAGGAACAUUAAAUAUCGGAAGAAUCGACUCCACAAAGGAAGAAUCGGAUGCCAUGUUUAAGCUUAACAUGUUUGAUGAUAGCAACAGCUUUUUCUCGUCGUCUCCUACAUUGCAACAAUCGGUGCUGUUGAGGAAUAAAGAGGAUGGGGAUGUAAGACAGUCGCAAAACAGCGUAACAAAUUCCCAUUUGCCAGAUUUGCUCAAUGGUAUUGAUGGAUACCAAAAUGCUGUCAACACAAAUGAAUGGGAAGAAGCUUUUAAAAACUUAAUGUUGCGGAACAACCGACAAGUAGAAGAACAAGUCCUCCAGCAACAACAACUUCAAAUGCAACAGCAACAUCAUCACCAACAAGUACUAAAACAGCAAGAAGAAUUUCUACGUAUUCACGAGUUGCAAAAGCGAUGUAAUUUAUUAAAUAAUGGAAUUCCACAAACUACACAAACUGAUUUCCCAAGACAAUACUAUGCUAAUGAUGUUGAAGCAAAUAGAACGCAAACACUUGUACCCAUACAUCCACAGCAUAUCACACAGCAGCCCGAUGAAAAUUCCUUGAAUGUAAAUAACAUUUUUGGUGGAAAUAUGUCAAAGUUUUUCGACUUUCACAAAAGUCAGCAACAGAUUCACCAACAGUACAUUAAUGGACAAUCUCAAAUAAGUAAUGUGGAUUCUCAUCGAUUAGCUUUAUUUUUGGAAAACAACCGACCGAACACUUCAGUUUUUGACAAUGGUAUUUUAAGCCAACAAGCGCAAUUACAGAAACAGAGGUUCAUGGCAAAUUUUGAAAAAACAUCUACGACAAACCAACCACAAAACGUGCACUCACCCCAAAAUCGUUUCUCACAAAACUCAUUAGUGGAUGAUGACCUAGGUUUCGAUCCGUUUAUUGAAACACAAAAGGGAUUUGCUGAACUUAUGGAAAAUGAAGUAGUUCAACAGAAUAUUAAUGGAAUUGGACCAAAGUUACAACAGCAAACACAACUUCCUCAUCAAAUUCUUGAUAACAUGCAACGCACCCGAAUGCCGCCACCUGGAUUUAAUCAUAUGAAUUCAUUAGGAUUUGACGGUGCAAACAAAGUACACUCGAGUAAAAUUUUUCCCUUUAUUAAUAUGCCAAGCAGCUCGGUUGGAAAUAGCACUGCGCAAGUCGAACAACAUCCACUGGCAACCAACUGGAGCUCGCAUUUGGCAACAUUACAACAACCCCAAGCAGCGCCGAUAAAUGACUCCCAUUUACAGCACCAAAUUGCCCAAGCUAACAUCCAUAAUAAGGGAUAUAGUAGCAGUGACUGGACUGCAAUGGACCCUGCUAUUUUGUCAUUUAGACAGUACUCAUCCUUUCCCCAUCAAGCUCAAAUGCCUCACCAUCCACAGCAAGAUAUAUUUCUGCAACAUUUGGCUCAAAAUCAACAGCAAAAUGGACAAGGAGUGUUCAGCAAUCAAUCCCAACAAGUGAUUCCUGGUAUGAGCAUGACCAGCAAUAUUAUCAAUGGGCAGUCCACAUCUCAAACACAGGUGAAUGCAAAUGUUCAGGGUAUGCUGGAGUUCUUGAAAAACCGACAAUUUGUUUAAAUCUUUCUUCUAAUUAUUGAUUGGUUUACCUGUACUACUUUUAAUACACUAUUGUAAUUCAUACAUUGUAAAAAAUCGAAUAUACAAAUUAAAGCACAUCGGACUUUUUAUUUCAA
Drosophila mojavensis is the source of this 3579-nucleotide messenger RNA. RefSeq names its product CCR4-NOT transcription complex subunit 4 (gene Cnot4). The record is from RefSeq and is a predicted model, not a curated record. Gene Ontology annotation, molecular function: ubiquitin-protein transferase activity; RNA binding. Bases 251 to 3463 code for a protein of 1070 amino acids. Gene Ontology annotation, cellular component: CCR4-NOT complex. NCBI's taxonomy places the organism in Eukaryota, Metazoa, Arthropoda, Insecta, Diptera, Drosophilidae. Gene Ontology annotation, biological process: protein ubiquitination. The transcript is spliced from 17 exons.